Molecule: messenger RNA, 3839 nt
Organism: Cololabis saira (Pacific saury)
Lineage: Eukaryota; Metazoa; Chordata; Actinopteri; Beloniformes; Belonidae
Gene: trpv1
Product: transient receptor potential cation channel, subfamily V, member 1
Exons: 17
Coding region: 310-2655 (781 amino acids)
Biological process (GO): calcium ion import across plasma membrane
Cellular component (GO): membrane
Molecular function (GO): calcium channel activity; protein binding
Source: RefSeq, a predicted model, not a curated record
CACAGAGAACAUGCACACACGCAUUAAAGUGAAAUGAAAGUGUGACAGGGCGUAUGAGACAUGCAGGAAGCCCUUCAGCUACUUUAUGGACUAAAGAAACAACGCUGAAGAUACACAAGAGGAAUCGCAGCAUUCUGAGGCGGUGGGUCAUGAGCAUCUCAGGACGCAGCGCAGCAGGAUUCACACGCCCUGAUCUGUGGAGGACACCGUCUUGUUGUCUUGUUUUACACUUGGAAAUCAGAGUUUUUGAUUGAGAAGAAAAGCCUGCGAGAAAAGACCUGCUCCUGAUUCCUGGAGUUGGGAGUGAAGAUGAAGAAGUCAGAGAUGUUCGGGUUCACUCUGGAGGCAGAUGACAGAACGGAGGAGGAGAGAUCACAGAAAAAAGGACCCAAGAAGGAUGGCCUGUUUCCUGCGUUGGUUUCGGGCCAGGAAGCCCCGAAGGCUCCCAUGGACACUGAUUACCAGGAAGAAAUUGAGGGGGCUGCACCUAAAAUCAGAUUCAAUCUCAACUUUGACAAAGGGAUUCGGGGGGAGGAGCAGCACACGAGGAGAGACAGCUCCGCGUUCCCCAUUGAACGGCUGUUUGAAGCCGCAGCCAGCAGAGACGUCACGCAGCUGGAUGGACUGUAUCAGUACCUGAACCAGAGCAUGAAGAAGCUCUCUGACACUUUGUAUCAGUCCUACGGUAAAACUGCCCUCAUGAAAGCUCUGCUGCACCUAAGAGAUGGCCAAAAUGACACCAUAGAGUUAUUGAUCGACAUUUCAGAGAGGAUUGGAGACAUUGAGGAGUUUGUAAACACGGCCUACACCAACAGCUACUACAAAGGUCAGACAGCUUUGCAUAUAGCCAUCGAGCGGAGGAGUCUGUCCUACGUGAAGCUGCUGGUCAGCAAAGGCGCAGACGUCCACGCCAGAGCCUGCGGGACGUUCUUUCAGCCGCAUGACGGCCCCAACUUCUACUUUGGUGAGCUGCCCUUGUCCCUGGCAGCCUGCACAAACCAGCCGGAGCUGGUGGGCUACCUCAUGGAGAAUGAGUUCCAGCAAGCGGACGGCAAGCUGACGGACUCUCAGGGCAACACGGUGCUGCAUGCGCUGGUGAUGGUGGCUGACAACUCCCAGGAGAACACGGAGUUCAUCACCAGCAUGUACGACUUCAUCCUCAGGACCGCUGCUCGACUGCAUCCCAAAGACAAACUGGAGGACAUCGAAAACCACAAGAAACUAACGCCUCUCAAACUGGCUGCCAAGAAGGGCAAGAUCGGGGUUUUUUCACACAUCCUGAAACGGGAAUUUGAUGAGAACAACACCAAACAUUUGUCUCGUAAGUUCACUGAGUGGGUUUACGGACCCGUUCACUGCUCCCUGUAUGACCUGGCCUCCGUGGAUUCACACGAGGCCAACUCUGUGGUGGAGAUACUGAUCUACGGCAGCGACAUUCCUAACCGCCACGAGAUGCUCCAAACGGAGCCACUGAGCCAACUGCUGGAGGAAAAGUGGAAGAGGUUUGCUGGUGGGAUGUUUUUCUUCAACUUCCUGGUCUACUGCCUGUACUUGAUCAUCUUCACCAUAGUGGCUUACAAUAAGAAAGAUGGCACGAUGCCGUUUCCCAUCGAACACACCAUGAACGGUUAUCUGUACGUCGCAGGCCAACUGCUGAUAUUACUGGCAAACUGCUAUUUUUUUGUCAUGGGGAUCGUAGAAAUGAAGAGGAAACGCCCAAAGCUGCAGACACUUCUGAUUGAUGGAUACUAUGAGAUUCUCUUUUUUGUGCAGGGCAUCCUCUUCCUGGCCUCCGCCGGCCUGUAUCUGUGUGACCGCAUGGAGUACCUUGGCUUCCUGGUGGUGUGUCUCGCCCUCAGCUGGGUGAACCUGCUCUAUUUCUCCAGGGGUGACAGACACAUGGGCGUCUACAGCGUCAUGAUUCAGAAGAUGAUUCUAAGUGAUAUCCUCCGCUUUCUUUUUGUCUACAUGGUCUUCCUCUUUGGAUUUUCAGCAGCGGUGGUCACCUUGCUUAUUGAGCAUCCUGAGAAAAACAACACAACUAAGAGACAGGGCCGCCUUUAUGUUCCCGUCGGCCCCAGUGAGGACUGUGUAAAGCCCAGCUUCAAGAGCAUCUCUUACACCACGCUGGAGCUCUUCAAGUUCACCAUCGGCAUGGGUGACAUGGAGUUCACCCAGGAAUACCAGUACAAAGAGGUCUUCUAUGUGCUUCUCAUCGGCUACAUCAUUCUCACCUACAUCCUGCUGCUCAACAUGCUCAUCGCCCUCAUGAACCGCACCGUGGAGAAGAUCACCACGGAAAGCGCCAGCAUCUGGAAGCUGCAGAGGGCGGUCACUAUCAUGGACAUGGAGAGAAGAUUGCCUUGCGGUUUGAGCAAGGUGUUUCGCUGUGGGGUGGAGAGAAAGCUCAACACUGCUCUCGGAGACGACCGCCGCUGGUGUUUCAGAGUGGAGGAAGUCAACUGGAACAAAUGGAACAUCAACCUGGGCAAAAUCAAUGAGGAUCCGGGGUGUUGGGACCGGAAUCAGCAGUCCGGCCCAGGCUCCCCUCAGAGCAGGCCCAACAGAGGGAGGAGCUGGAGAGGCAUCUUCAGGGACAGCAGCAGGGGGUGGCAGACUUACCAGUCCAGGGAGAUGAAUAGCAUGCCCAUCUGAAGAGCUGCACCAAGGCUGCUCAGCUGACAGAAGCAACCAGCCAUUCAAACAUCAACACGGCUGCCCCCCCCAAAAAAUGAAACUACAAAAUGGAUUAAAAUAUUUUUUUAGACUAUUUCAGUGUGUCAGAUUCAUUUGAAAUUCAGUCUCCAAGGCAGUAUUUCACAGACAAAGAGUGGUGAGAAAAAUAAUGUAGUAAUGGUGUUCCACAGCCGACUUUAUGAAUAGUGUAACAAGUGUUGCUCAUAGGCCGGAGAACUCAUGCAUUUCAAAUUCAACAUUUAACCUACAGGCUUCUCCACAGGCGGUUUCUGAACGUGAACAGGAUGCACAUCCUCUGCAGAGUCUAUAACCUGCCAGCACCUCUGGCAGUGCUCAAAAUCCGCCAUGGAGCAAUGCUGAUCACGAAGGUGCUGAUCCUGCCCCCCCACUGCGUGCCCUUUAUGCGAGUCCCAUUUUCAUCACAGUCAGACAAGCUAAAUCUACUGCAGCCAGAUAGUCCUGCGGAUUUCACAGCUUGCGUCGUCUACUGCACUUCCUCCCGCUACUCUGCAAGGGCAGGCCUGGAUAAAUGGCAUGAAAGCACAGUAAUUGGAGCAACAAUCAGCACCUCAGAAAAACAGACGUGGUUCAGGUGGGCCUUUCGGGCCCGUCAGUCACUCAUACGUCUGGUUCGUGCAGGAGACAACCGAGAGAUCAGUGAGCUGCUGAGGCUGUCAGACAGGAUCACAGACGUCAGGCGAGUUCAUCACAACACCGCAGUUACGACACGAUAAACAUGUCAAUUUGUUUUCGCAUCCGAGUGAGUUCAGACAAAAUUUCAAAGCAUAAAUUAGAACUUUAUUUUAUUAUUACAAUAUUACAAAAAGAGUAGCACAGCUCUCACGCUUUUGCCUCUUUAUCUGUCGUACAGAAUGACACAAAAGAAAGGCUUGUGGACCUUCUUCCUUUUUCACAGCAAUAGACCAAGGAACAAAGAAGAAAAUAAAAUUUAAAUAACAAGCAAAUCAAGUAUCAUAAAUAGUCACAACCGCAAACUGAAGCUUUGAAACUGGAAAAAAGUUACAGCUCAGUAACUACACAUGGCUAAAAACAUAUAAUUACAAAAUAUUACUCAUGUUCCUGCUUUCCAUUAUAAAGAAUUGCUAAGAAAUUGCUCUCUAUGAAAAGACUUCAUCGAAAUA